CAACCUCUUAUGAACCAAAACGAAAGUAAAAUUGUCGGCUACAUGUCAAAAUUCCUGGUAAAAGGUUUUACCGGUUCAUUUCAAUGAAAAGUUUUGUCCAUAUGACCAAUAAAAUGAUUUGAGGUCCAAAGUCAAAAAACACAAUGUACAUCAAGUUGACCCUCACGGACCCGGUCACAAAAGCUGAAGAGGACGGCUGCAUUCUCCUCAAACGGACCCGCAACGCCGUAAAGAAAGUCACCGAACAAGAAGUUCAAAUCACCGACCCUGGAUAUCUCUGUAUCAUGCGUAUUAUGGUCAAAGGUCCAUUUGAGGUUGAUGGAGUACAUCGCUUACCUAGAAUAGGAAAAUUCUUCAAAGACAGCGACAUAAAGAUGAAAAUCAUCAAGAAAUUAGAAAAAGUCCUAAAGCGGUUAUUUUUCAGGAUGUGUAUACAAGCCAUGAUGAUUGUGAAGAUGAAUGAGUUUGCGAUGGUCAAGUUGUAUGAAGAAAUCUGCCUCCAGGAUAUCCGAGUGUUUGCCGUGUUGAUAUUACGGAUGUCAACCUGGCGGGAGACGAUUGUGGAUAUAAACGGCACCAAAACAACCAACCUUCGGGAGCUCCUACAGAUCUUUGCAUCUCCGGAGGAGAAUUCGGCCAACAUUUGUGACGAGACAUUCUUGAUGCAGAUGUCGCUGUGUAACUACAUCCAAGACCGGUGUGGGGACAAGUCAGAGAUAGGACUCAAGGCAGACAAGUUGCUGGAACUUUUUAAAGACACUCUCACUAAUAGAGGCCACAAGCCAAAGAGGCUGGAAGUUAGUUAUGGGAUGAGACCAGACAGAACAAUUGUUUUUUGUUCUUGAUAAUGUAUAGGCAAUGUUAAAAUUUUCUACAAUCAAUCAGAUAUACUUUCAGUUCAGUCCCAUGAAUGAAUGCUGGUUGCUGGUUUGCUAUAUUUUUGUUGUCAACAGAAUGGAUAUCCUGGUUGUUUAAUCUUUUUUGUUUUUGGUGAGUUGGUAGGUUUGAUUGAGUCUGUUAAUUGUUUUCCCUAUUUUGGUUUUUUUUGAUAAGUUUGAGAAUGGUUUUGAGUGAAAAUUGGAUUUUUUGAUGCAGUGUUUCAAAUUAUAAUGUGACAUAAAAUAGAAGAAAACUUUUGUGCUAUAGGCAUCUGUGCCAACAUCUAAAAUGUGUGAGCAUUAAGUUAUAAGGAAAUGAUGCAUGAAAUUACUAGAGUUAACUUGAGAAGGGGAGUGGGGAAUCUGACGGUUAUUUGAGUUUGGCGGGG
This is a messenger RNA of Magallana angulata, 1267 nucleotides long. RefSeq lists its product as uncharacterized. NCBI's taxonomy places the organism in Eukaryota, Metazoa, Mollusca, Bivalvia, Ostreida, Ostreidae. The transcript has 2 exons. The record is from RefSeq and is a predicted model, not a curated record. Bases 144 to 845 code for a protein of 233 amino acids.